Molecule: messenger RNA, 834 nt
Organism: Amaranthus tricolor (Joseph's coat)
Lineage: Eukaryota; Viridiplantae; Streptophyta; Magnoliopsida; Caryophyllales; Amaranthaceae
Exons: 1
Coding region: 1-834 (277 amino acids)
Source: RefSeq, a predicted model, not a curated record
AUGACUGAAUUAAUGGGCUCUUUAUUAGCACAUGAAGAAAGAAUGCGUAAAUUUGAAGAGCAACCAAUUGAACAAGCUUUUCAGGCUAAAUUAAAAUUUUCUAAUAAUGGAGAAAAUAUAAAUGGCCACGGUAAAAAUUUUCAACCAAAAAAGGGCAUUUUUAACAACCGUGGUAGGGGGAGAGGAAAUAAUAAAAAUCAAGGGAGCCGAGAUAACAACUCUUAUUGCAUAUUAUGCAAGAAAAACAAUCAUAACACAAGAGAUUGUCGGUACAAAUGCAAAAGAUGUACACGACACUCUCAUUUUGAAAAAGAUUGUUAUUUCCGGCAAAAGGAAGAGGCUAAUUUCACAGAAAAUAAUGAUCAAUUAUUUUACACAUGUCUGAAUGCUCAAGAAGAGCAAACUGACACAUGGUACAUCGAUAGUGGUUGCUCCAACCACAUGACCGGAAAUAAAAAUUCAUUUGCUAAUCUUGAUGAAAAUAUAAAAUCACAAAUAACACUUGGUGAUGGGAGUAACCAAGUAGUUGUCGGAAAAGGAACAAUUGUUGUUAAAACAAAAAAUGGCUCCUCUAAAUUCAUCCCCGAUGUAUUUUAUGUCCACGGGCACGCACAAAAUUUGUUAAGCGUGGGACAAUUAGUCCAAAAGUGCUACAUGGUAAAAUUUGAUAAUAAUCAAUGCCACAUAUAUGACAAGAAAAAGGGGCAAUUAAUUACCACUACUAAAAUGGCUCCUAAUAAAAUAUUCCUACUUAAAAUGCAAUCAGAGUUUAAUAUUGCACUAAGUUCAAUAAUGGAUGAAUCCACCUUAUGGCAUUUAAGAUUCGGGCAUUAA